Pungitius pungitius (ninespine stickleback) is the source of this 2204-nucleotide messenger RNA. It is a transcript of the gene crybb1l2, whose product is annotated as crystallin, beta B1, like 2. The record is from RefSeq and is a predicted model, not a curated record. NCBI's taxonomy places the organism in Eukaryota, Metazoa, Chordata, Actinopteri, Perciformes, Gasterosteidae. The transcript is spliced from 6 exons. The coding region runs from base 753 to 1634 and encodes 293 amino acids. Gene Ontology annotation, biological process: visual perception; lens development in camera-type eye. Gene Ontology annotation, molecular function: structural constituent of eye lens.
AAUGUUUUUUAUUUGCUGCACAUGUUCUCAUGCAACAAUGUGUGCUAUCUUUUGUUAAACUAGUUUAUGUUUCUUUAGAAUAACAGUUAAUACACAACAAUUUAUUUGACACUUCACUCGCUUUUGCGUUCCUCUAUCGGUCCCUUGUUCGUCAGAGCAAAGUGCACACAGAGUACCUCGAGAUCUCGUCUGCAGAAGAGCUGCAUCCUGUAUUUCCUUCCCGACGUCAUCAGCACACAAAACCCGAAACCUUGACGCGACCUUGUCUGUGUAGAUUGGUUGGGAGUUACAUUCGACCGGCUUGCUUUCUCCCCCAUGUGGUUUUUGGGAAUAAGGACCUGAAGGACUAACGCCCACUACGAUAUUUUCACCCACGCAAGAAGAAAAAUGCAGAGGGCGGUAAUUUAAUAGCAUCUUCCCACAGCGAUGAAGAGCCGUGCACAUUCGGGAAACCUCUUCGCUCACCAAGAUCUGGAACGGCGCGGUUAUUGCUUCUCACAGCUUAUUGCUUUUCCUGGUAUUGUUUGUCCCAGUGCCUCUUUAUUACACAAGUGAUGGGACUGGGACUGGAUCAUUUUGUAACUCUUCCCCUGGUCAUCUCAGCUGCCAUCAUUAUGGUGUUAGAUCUCUGUAUGUAACAGAUCACUCUAUUCUCACGUCACGGAUUUGUGACAUGAACAAAAUGAUUUUGUCAGCCAAAUAUACAUUAAUUGGUCACAUUUGCUUCCUGGUAUUCUCCUCUUAUUUCCCCCAUGUCUCUUUCUCCCCCGCUGUCUCUCUCUCUCUCUUUGAUGAUGGGGGUGUUUCUAUUCUGUGGGGGCUGUGAGCUCAGCGAGUUUGUUUCUGUGUCUGUAAUCCCUUCUCUCUGGGCGCCAGCAUAUAAAAGCGACCAGGGGCCCGUCGCACCCUCACACAGACCACCAGUCUCAGCCCAGAGUCUUCACCUUCACGCACACACUGCCACAGUCAAUAUGUCUGCUGGAGGAGAGAAAUCCAAGUCUGCUUCCCAGACCGAUGGGAAAGCAGGUCACAACAAGAUGUCUGAUCCCGGCAUGAUGGCUUACAAGAUGAGUGUGUAUGACCAGGAGAACUUUCAGGGCCGCUGCAUCGAGAUCAACGGCGAGUGCAUGAACGUGUGUGACAUGGGAAUGGACAGGGUGCGCUCUCUGCGCGUUUCCUGCGGACCCUUCGUGGGCUUCGAACAGAUGAACUUCUGCGGAGAGAUGUUCAUCCUGGAGAAGGGCGAGUAUCCCCGCUGGGACUCCUGGAGCAACUGUCAGAAGAACGACUACCUGCUGUCCUUCAGGCCCGUCCGCAUGGACCCCGAGAAGCACAAGAUCUGCCUGCAUGAGGUUGGAGAGUUCAAGGGCCGUAAAAUGGAGAUCAUGGACGAUGACGUCCCCAGCUUGUUUUCCUAUGGUUUUACCGACAGAGUGGGAAGCAUCAAGGUCAGCUGUGGAACCUGGGUGGGUUACCAGUUCCCCGGCUACCGUGGCAGCCAGUACCUGCUCGAGAAGGGCGAAUACAGGCAUUUCAACGAGUUUGGCGCCCGCUGCCCCCAGAUGCAGUCCAUUCGCCGCAUUCGUGACAUGCAGUGGCACCCACAUGGCUGCUACACCAUGUCCUCCAAGUGAAAUCCGGCGAGGGCGAGGAAGAGAGGGAUCGGAGCGGAGGUGGAGGCCGAGGUCGGGCACAGAGACGGAGGCAAUGGAGGGAGGGCAAAGAAAGAGAGGAGGAGGGAGAGGCUGUAAUACGUUCUCCUUCAUCCCCCAAAUCCCAUGGCUGUUUGAAUGCAGGAUAGAGGAAAUACUGUGUCGUUGUUUUUUGUUUUUGCAACAUGGCGAUCGAGUGAGCGGUUAAAAGUUAUUUAAAGGGAAGGAGGAGAUAAUUACACAGACUGUUGGGACUAGAUCUAUUAAUAAACGCUCUCUCCAUUUCUGCUCUCCCUCUCCGUUUGCGAGCUGCCUUCUCCCCACUUUCCUCUUUCUCCUCCCCUCACACAAUUCUUUUUCCCAUCCCACCAACGUCAGCCCUCAGUCAGCCGAUCAGAGCAUCACCGAAGGGGGCACAGGUGUGGAUUUGUGUGCGUUUGUGUGGCGGGGGAUUCUUAGACCAACACAUUCUCCAACAAGAAAAGUGUUGGCAAAUAUUCGGUGCCGAGAUCCCGCUGCCCCAUCGACCCUAAACCCCAAUAAAGCAUUUCA